AUGUCUUCUUUGUUUUUUUCGCGGCUCACUUCUUCAUGGGCCGCGUUGCUCACUUACGGCACUCUUGCGGCCGCAGCUGUACUUCCACGAGAAGAUUCCAACAUUACCAGUGCGACAGAUGGCGACCUCUCCACCCUAAGCAGCUCCGCGACAUCCUACGAUUACAUUAUCGUUGGGGGAGGCUUGACAGGCUUAGUUGCCGCCAACCGGCUGUCGGAAAAUGCUCAAGGCAAGGCUCUUCCAUGCCUGAGCAAGAUCUGCAAUACGACCCUAUGGCCGGUCAAUGCGGCAAGCCUGAACACGGCGGAUAUGUUCAACAUCACAAGCGGCCCCGAACCUGCUCUGGGAAACCGGACAUACUCUGUGAGGGCCGGUUCGGUGCCCGGUGGUGGCAGCACGGUCAAUGGGAUGGAGCUCGACCGAGCAUCCGCUGCCGACUACGAUUCAUGGGAACUCUUGGGAAAUCCUGGAUGGGGAUGGAAGGGUCUUCUACCUUACUUCAAGAAGGCAAGCUCGGAGAUGGAUACACGCACCCACUUCACACAGCCUCCAGCCGACAUCCAGGCCCAGUACAAUUAUACGUGGGACGAGUCGGCUUAUGGGAAUGGGCCAUUGCAGGCCAGUUUCCCCGACUUCCAAUAUCCAGACAACUAUCCCUUCUUCGACGCCUUUGCCGAGCUUGACAUCCCCUUUGUUCGCGAGCAUGCGGCGGGCAAUGCCGUGGGCUACUACUGGACUCCUGCCUCGUUGGACCCCAAGAAGAAAACCAGGUCUUCCUCGUUGAACGCGUACUACGAUCCUGUCUCAAGCCGGCCCAAGUUGAGGAUGUUGGUUGAGCAUCAGGUCACGGAAAUUUUGUUCAACGGCAACAAACUUGAAGCGGCGGGAGUCAAGGCCAUUGACCGGACCACGGGCAAGGAGGUCCGGUUCAAAGCGAACAAGGAAGUGAUCUUGGCCGCCGGUGCCGUCCACACUCCCCAGAUCUUGCAGCUCAGCGGCAUUGGCCCCAAGAAUGUUCUCCAAGCCGCGGGUAUCAAGGUCAAACUUGACUUUCCGGCUGUGGGAAGCAACUUCCAAGAUCACCCAGUGGCCUAUCUGAACUGGAAUGUGACGAACAGUUUUCCGUACCCAGGAAUUCUGACUGUCAAUGCGACCUUCUACGCCGAGGCUCUGGCUUUGUACCUCAACAACCUGACUGGCCCUUUCACAAAGGCUCAGGCCAGUAGCACCGGCUUCCUUUCGCUAGAGAUGAUCACCGACGAGGCUUCCUCUCUUCUUGAGGACCUCUCAGCUCAAGACGCGACCAGUUACCUCCCUUCGGUCUACAGUUCCAACCAGCAACUCCUCGCGGGCUUCCAAGCACAGCGCAAGAUCCUGGUGGACCAACUCGGUGCUGGCUCUAUUGCCGUGUUGGAACUUCCCUUCUCUGGCGCUGGUAGCAUGCCCAACGCGCUUCAAAAGCCUCUCUCGCGUGGCACGGUGUAUCUGAAUGCCACCAACCCCAAGGGCGAGCCGGUCGUGACCCAUCACGCAUUCGAGAAUCCCUUCGACAAAUCUCAGCUUUACGCCAUGGUACAAUUCACCCGUAAGCUCAUGUCCGCCGACGCUCUGGCGUCUCUCAGCCCUGUGGAAACGCUCCCCGGCCCACAGUACCAGACCCCAGACGAGAUCUUCAACGUGCUUGCGUCCAGCCGCUCUUCCUUCGGCCCUCCCGCAUUAGGACCGACGUUCGCGCACCCGAGCUCUUCCUGCCCGAUGAUGCCACGGAAGUAUGGAGGAGUUGUUGGUCCUGACCUCCUGGUUUACGGCACUAAGAAGCUGAGUAUCAUUGACUCGUCAAUACUCCCGAUCAUUCCGGCCGCUCACUUGCAAGCCUCUCUCUAUGCCGUGGGCGAGAAGGCGGCAGACCUGAUCAAGGGGCGAGCUUGA
Messenger RNA from Rhinocladiella mackenziei CBS 650.93, 1929 nucleotides. RefSeq lists its product as uncharacterized. The record is from RefSeq and is a predicted model, not a curated record. Gene Ontology annotation, biological process: secondary metabolite biosynthetic process. The coding region runs from base 1 to 1929 and encodes 642 amino acids. The transcript has 5 exons. Gene Ontology annotation, molecular function: oxidoreductase activity, acting on CH-OH group of donors; flavin adenine dinucleotide binding. NCBI's taxonomy places the organism in Eukaryota, Fungi, Ascomycota, Eurotiomycetes, Chaetothyriales, Herpotrichiellaceae.